AUGGCCGUUGAAAAUGAGCUGGGAGCCACAUUGGGGUCUUUGAUAUGGUCUGCGAACACCUCUCGGAUCACCCCUAAGCAAUGGAAGGUCAUGCGUCUGAGUACGCAUUCACUCAGACGCAAAGUAUAG
Parastagonospora nodorum SN15 is the source of this 129-nucleotide messenger RNA. RefSeq lists its product as hypothetical. The transcript has 2 exons. The record is from RefSeq and is a predicted model, not a curated record. The coding region runs from base 1 to 129 and encodes 42 amino acids. Lineage: Eukaryota; Fungi; Ascomycota; Dothideomycetes; Pleosporales; Phaeosphaeriaceae.